Molecule: messenger RNA, 546 nt
Organism: Colletotrichum costaricense
Lineage: Eukaryota; Fungi; Ascomycota; Sordariomycetes; Glomerellales; Glomerellaceae
Exons: 1
Coding region: 1-546 (181 amino acids)
Source: RefSeq, a predicted model, not a curated record
AUGUCGCAUUUCACACAAAACCCUUAUAACGGGCCCAAAAGACGUCCUGAGGCCUACGAUAAUGCGGUUGACCGGGCAGCCUUGAGAGUCCUCACCUUCUCGUCUCGUCGAGGACCAUCGAAGAAACAAAACCUCUUCUCAAAAUCCUUCACCUUGCUAUACAAAAUCAAUCAAGACACCUACUAUACACCACACCACAACAGAACUAACAGCAAGCCCAAUAUGAAGAGCAACCAGACCUCCGAUCAGAAGAAGAAGCAGAAAGAGGAGAAGACUCUACAGAUGGCCGAUCCCAAGAACGAGGACAGCAAGUCUGCUGGCCCUGCGGGCAAAGUUGCCCUCUCUUCCACCGCACAGCAGCAGCAGCACGAGAAGCCUCGUCGCGUCAUCAAGCCUCGCCCUCAGCACGCGAGCUCCCUCGAGACCGCGGACGAUGAUGAGUAUGACGACUGCUGGGACCCCUAUUACGAGGACUCGCCGGCCAAGGACGACAAAGUUGUCGAGGAGGACUUUGUCCUCAUGAAGAAGCCUAACCCGUCUCGUUAA